Messenger RNA from Rhodotorula toruloides NP11, 1425 nucleotides. RefSeq lists its product as uncharacterized. The transcript is spliced from 5 exons. NCBI's taxonomy places the organism in Eukaryota, Fungi, Basidiomycota, Microbotryomycetes, Sporidiobolales, Sporidiobolaceae. The record is from RefSeq and is a predicted model, not a curated record. Bases 1 to 1425 code for a protein of 474 amino acids.
AUGGCAUCCACCGCUAAGGACACGCCUGUCGAGGCUGCAGACGCUGUUAACCCGUCCUGGGUGUCGUCGUACAACUCGCUUACCGCCAAGCUUCCUCGUCCGCUCGCUCAACGACUCCCCUCGGGCGACAAGGCGGCUAUCACGCUCGCUCUCGCUCAGGACAAGCUUGCUGCGUUCGGGACCAGUAGCAAGGAGCGCUGGGACACGGUCAGUCGCACGGCAGGCGAGCGCGUCGCGGAAUUGAGGGCGGGUUCGUCGAAAGGCGUUUCAUCGGUUCAGGAUGCCUGGCUGGCAAAGGCGUGGAGCGUGACGAACGAGACGCAGGUGCCGUUGAACGUGGCUCUCAGGCAGGUUGGCCCGCUUUACUUCGACGUGCUCACGCCAGGCCAGACCUUUGAGCGACGUGUCCCCAAUCUCUGGUUCUCGCUCGAAAUCCGACCGUACACCUCCCCUUCGAGCGCCUACAACGGCUGGUCCGCGACCUGGCCAAUCCUCUGCGUCACCGGCCCAGCCGUCGCAGUCACCUCCCUCCUCGCAAUCCCCUUCGUCGCGGCCGCAGCAGGCGGAACGGCUCUCGCGUCCCUCACGACCUUCGGGUCGUCGAUCGUCUCUGGCGCGGGUGCAGCGGCGGAAAGUGUUGGUGCUGCUGCGGCGACUGGAGCGGGACUUGCGACGAAGGCGGAUGCGAUUCCUGGUGCUUCGCGCGUCAAGGGACGGUUGGCGGACGCGGCGAGGGACCUUGUCGGCGAGCACAUCUCGCGCGAGAAGGUCCAGCAGCAUGUCGUGCGGUACUUGACGCAGGGAGGGAAGGGGAAGGGAAAGGGGGAGGCGGUCAGCGUGGGACUGAUUGAGGAUGCGCAGGUGCGGGAGGUGGAGAAGACGAGGGAGAGGGCGAGGAAGGAGAAGAAGCUCGAUGAAGUGGACGUGACGGGCUACGAUGUCGAGAAGGUGCUUGCGUGUGCGACUGGUCACGCAGGCGUCGACAAAGCUCUCGCGAAGGCCUUCAAGAAGCUCUCGUUCAAGACCAAAUUCACGGAGUAUCGCACGCAAGACAACCCUGUGCUGCGCGUCGCCGGCGGACCCGAACUCGAGACCCGCACGCCAGCUGCAACCUUCUUCCACCCCAACCCGACUUCCAAAUCCUACCUCGUCUUCUACCCUUUCGUCCUCCUCCACUCCUCUCACAUCUCCGCCGAACCCGUCCCGGCCUCUGAAGUCCCGCCGACGGAGGAUGAGCAGCGUGUGAUGGAGCAGGCGAAGGUUGUGGAGAGCUACGAGGAGGCCGAGAAGGAGAGCUUGAAGGGGGAUGAUGAGCCCGAGGCGGCAGUGGGAGGUGACGCGGUGGAGGUGACGGCGGAUGCGAAGGGGAAGCAAGCGGAGGAAAGCGGAGAGAAGAAGACCAAGAAGAAGGGGUGGUUCUGGUGA